Messenger RNA from Dibothriocephalus latus, 534 nucleotides. NCBI's taxonomy places the organism in Eukaryota, Metazoa, Platyhelminthes, Cestoda, Diphyllobothriidea, Diphyllobothriidae. The record is from the annotation of a GenBank genome assembly.
AUGCAAUGUCCACGUCGGGGCGCCUCGUUUAAUUUAGCAGGCAUUGUGGAGCAUCUAAUAAAUAAAAUUGACCUACUGAAAUCCUAUAAACAGUACAAAGGUGGUCUAAUCGCACAAUUCAGGAUGGAAGUUAAGCCGAAAGCUAAGGCUUCUGGAUGUUUUUUUUUACAAGACAUAAUACCGGCUAGUUACAUUCAGUAUACGUGCUAUCUGCAACUCUCUUCCGUUGCAAUAACGUGGACUCACUGGGCGAAUGGUUAUAACUUCUCCCCGCUUAAUGCGUAUGGCAUGCCAGACACCUACAUUCUGCAAAAUGUGUCGGCAAAAAUCAUUAUCGAUUUUUCUUACUGGGAAAACGAAGAUGCCCGGCCAAACACUAUUCAACUGUCCGAUGUCAAACUGUAUGAUAUUGCAGAUAGUGGAUUCGUUGGAAUUUAUGAAAAUAUGCAUUGGAGGAUGGCCCGUGACAGUGAAAUCAAUGAGUUUGUGAGGAAAGCAUUUAAUCAGUUGAAGACUCUGUUUUGCUAUCAGUGA